AAACUAAAGUACAACACCUGAUGAUAUCAUAGCUCUCCUCAUGCUCGAAGCUUCUACUCUGACCACCUCAUUUCAACACGUCUGAAAAAUCCAAUCCAAUCCAAGAACAACCAACGCUCUUUCAAUGGCGGCCACCACCAUAAAUCUUUAAUCUUUAAUCUUUAAUUCUUCACCUGUGACCUCUGUUUUUCAUUUCCAAACUCAAUGAUGCCAAGCCUAAGCUUGCAGCUGCAGAGCUUGUUCUUCAAGUACCACCUCCGCCACCAACUACAGACUCUAACCCAAACCCAAGAAGAGACCCGCGACCAAUUCGGCACCACUUCCCGACCCGACCACCCGUCCGUUCCCGCCAACCCGACUUUCCAAAACGGCGUCGCCACCAAGGACCUCCACAUCGACCCCUUAUCCUCUCUCUCCCUCCGCAUCUUCCUCCCCGAAACAGUCCUCCCCAAAGACUCCACCUUUGGCUCCGAUGGCGUCGUCUACGGCGGAUACUCUCCCCCGAUCGGAAAGCGCCACCGCAAGCUGCCGAUUAUGCUGCAGUUCCACGGCGGCGGCUUUGUCAUCGGGAGCAACGGCACGGCGUGUAACGAUGCGUUUUGCAGGAGGAUGGCGAAGCUGUGCGACGUGAUUGUGGUGGCGGUGGGUUAUAGGCUGGCGCCGGAGAGUCCGUACCCGGCGGCGUUUGAGGAUGGGAUGUUGGUGUUGAACUGGCUGGCCAAGCAGGCCAACUUGGCGGCGGUGAGAAAUCGCAAUGGGAGGAAGGGAAAUGGUUCUGGUAUUUUCGAUAGCUUUGGGUCGUCCAUGGUUGAGCCUUGGUUGGCUGCUCAUGGAGAACCUUCUAGGUGUAUACUCCUCGGAGUGAGCUGUGGUGCUAACAUAGCAGAUUAUGUAGCUCGGCAGGCUGUGGAAGCGAGCAGCCUCUUGGAUCCUCUAAAAGUGGUAGCUCAAAUCCUGAUGUACCCUUUCUUCAUUGGAAGCGUUCCUAACAAGUCCGAGAUUAAGUUGGCAAAUUCCUACUUUUAUGACAAGGCUACUUGUAUGAUGGCAUGGAAGCUAUUUCUACCCAAGGAAGAGUUUUAUUUAGACCACCCAGCUGGCAACCCUCUCGUUCCUGGGAGAGGGCCGCCCUUAAAGACCAUGCCUCCCACACUUACAAUUGUUGCAGAGCAUGAUUGGAUGCGUGACCGGGGAAUUGCUUACUCAGAAGCAUUGCGGAAGGCUAAUGUGGAUGCACCUCUUCUUGAGUACAAGAAUGCUGUUCAUGAGUUUGCUACUCUUAAUGUGCUCCUCCAGACACCCCAGGCCCUGGCUUGUGCUGAUGAUAUCACAAUAUGGGUCAAGAAGUAUAUAUCACUCAGAGGUGGUGAGUUUUCUUAUUGAUUUGUACAGAGAAAACAUAGAAAAGAAUGUCGAAGCUUGAGGAAGCACAUUUAUCAGCUUUGGAAGAACUUUUCGGUGUACAGCAUGAUGUUACUUCCAUUUGUUGGGAUCUCUGUAGUGGUCCACUCUGCUCUUCACUCAACAUAGCUGUAGUUUUUUGCCUGAACAUAUAUUGCCUUUGGUAGGAUUUGUAAAUGUUCAUUAGCUCAAUUUUGACAUGUAAUAUAGUGAUGCCUGGCAUGAAACUUAUUCAAAUUUUUUAUUCUUUCAUUCUAAUAAUAAAGAUCAGUUCUGUUUCAUGCUC
Rosa rugosa (rugosa rose) is the source of this 1687-nucleotide messenger RNA. RefSeq names its product probable carboxylesterase 11. Gene Ontology annotation, molecular function: hydrolase activity. Lineage: Eukaryota; Viridiplantae; Streptophyta; Magnoliopsida; Rosales; Rosaceae. The record is from RefSeq and is a predicted model, not a curated record. The transcript has 2 exons. The coding region runs from base 205 to 1383 and encodes 392 amino acids.